AUGGCGAGAAGUAACCAACUCAACCCUAGUGAUUCAAGGAUGGUGGUUCCUUUAAACAUGUGGGUUUUAAUCUCGAAUUUCAAGUUAGCAUACAAUCUUCUUCGUCGUCCUGAUGGAACUUUCAACCGUGACUUGGCGGAGUUUCUUGAUCAGAAAGUUCCGGCGAAUGCAAACCCUAUGGAUGAAGUGUUUUCUUUUGAUGUGAUUGUUGACAUGGAAACUAAUUUUCUUACUCGAAUUUAUCAUUAUGUUGAGGGAGAUGAAAGUGUGAACAUUGUUGAUCUUGAGAAGCAUGUUACCUCUGAGGUUGUGCUGGUUUUGAUGUUCUUCCAUGGAGGAAGUUUUGCGCAUUCUUGGAUUCGAAUCAAGGACUUGGACUCGAGCAACCAGUUUUGCACGAGUCUUCAAGCUGGUGAUUCCCUCAAGUUCAUCUUCCGCGAGCAGCAUGACAACCAUCAAAUCAACGACCUCCUUCUCCAGGUUUUUUCUCUCGAGAAACAAUGA
Vicia faba (fava bean) is the source of this 504-nucleotide messenger RNA. Lineage: Eukaryota; Viridiplantae; Streptophyta; Magnoliopsida; Fabales; Fabaceae. The record is from the annotation of a GenBank genome assembly.